GCAAGAUAUCUUAAUUCCAUCUCGAUUUCUAAUGAUAUAGAAUUACUUUUGAGACAAGAUAAGAUAUGGGAUCAAAAUUUAGUCUCAAAUCUUUUUUUUUUUUUUGGGACAGGACAUGAGACAUGGGUGUUUCAAUCUCAUCUUGUCUCAUGAAUAUCUCUAUUUUUAAUCCAUCAUUUAUAAUCUUGUUUAGUAUUUUAAGAGUCAAGCUAGCUAACUAGCCCAAACUUUCUCAAACUUUCAAUACAACGACUAACUAAUUUGCUGUAAGUUUAAUGGGAUAUCUCCACUAGAGACACUUCCUCAUGAUUUGCACUUUGUAUCACAUUUCUUUAACAUGCGCUGACAUGCAUGAUAAAAGAUUAAGGUUUCAUUUGGUAUAAUAGAAAUGUGUAGUAUGGAAAUGCAUAUGAAAAUAAAAUUGGGAUAAAUGUUUGUUUGGUAUACGAUGGAAUUGAAAAAUUUAUCAAUUCCAGUUUCACCAAAACUGAUGGAAUUGAUUGCCAUCAUGCAAUCUCAGUUUUCAAAUUUCAUGUCCCUUCUUUCAUUUUUGACCUUUUCCUCUCUUCUCACCCUCGUACUCUUCGAUCAAUGUUCCUCUAUCCCUCUCUUCCCUCAUUGCGUUUGAAACCAUGAGGAUCCAAGGAGGAUAUGAACAUUGUUGAAGAAUUGAAGCUCAGAGACUCUAUUACUUCAGCCUCCAUGUCUGAUGAAGAUGACGACAACGCUAGCAGAGAUAGUUGUCAAGCUUCACGCCCACCUCCAUCAUCUCCUCCCUCUAUCGCCGACGAUGACCCACCUUCCAGAUCUAACAAUGACACAGAUGACACAGGAGGAGCAAAGAACAAAGAUGAAGGCCAAGAUCUUACAAUGAUGCAUACGACUGUGACCUUUAUCACUGGAAAUGAUACUUCCACAUUAGUUGUGAACGUUGGUACUGGAAGGCCAAUUUCCAAAAACUUUUUUGGAGUAUUCUUUGAGGAAAUUAAUCACGCUGGCGCUGGUGGAUUGUGGGCUGAGCUAGUCAGCAACAGAGGUUUUGAAGAACAAGGUUCACAACUUCCAGCAGGCAUCUUUCCAUGGUCAAUAAUAGGGGAUGAAUCAAACAUUUAUGUUGAAACUGAAGCUACGUCUUUGUUUCCCAUGAACAAAGUUGCUGUCAGAUUGGAUAUUCUCUGUCCUUCACCUUCAAAAUGUCCUAAUGGUGUUGGCCUUUCCAACCCUGGUUUUUGGGGCAUGAAUAUUGAGCAAGGGAAGAAAUAUAGAAUUAUAUUCUAUCUUCGUGCCUUAGGACCAAUUAAUUUGAAAGUGGCAUUUACUGGAGCUAAUGGAAAAGAGUUGGCUUCACAUAACAUCAAGACUUAUGCAAGUUAUGUGAGGAGAUGGAAAAAGUUUGAGACUAUUCUUGAAGCUACAGCAUCAGAUGUCAAUGCAAGCCUUCAAUUAACGACGACCCAGAAAGGAACUAUGUGGUUGGAUCAAGUGUCAGCAAUGCCUAUGGACACAUACAAGGGACAUGGUUUUAGAAAUGACCUUUUUCAAAAGGCGGCUGAUUUGAAGCCAAAAUUUCUCAGAUUUCCUGGUGGCUGUUAUGUUGAAGGAAGUUAUAUGAGAAAUGCAUUCAGGUGGAAGUACACCAUUGGACCAUGGGAGAAGAGACCUGGUCACUUCAAUGAUGCAUGGGGUUAUUGGGUUGAUGAUGGAUUUGGUUAUUUAGAAUUUCUUCAGUUGGCAGAGGAUCUUGGCGCAGCCCCAAUAUGGGUAUUUAACACUGGUAUUAGCUUUCACGACUCAGUCAAUACCACGGGAAUUGGUCCUAUGAUUCAGGAAGCUCUUGAUGGUAUUGAAUUUACUAGAGGUCCUGCCACAUCAAGAUGGGGUAAAAUAAGAGCUUCUUUAGGUCACCCUGAACCCUUUGACUUACAGUAUGUUGCUAUUGGAAACGAGAAUUGUGGUAUGCCUAACUACCAUGGGAACUAUCUUAAGUUCUACGCUGCCAUAAAACGUGCAUAUCCAGAUAUGCAAAUUAUAUCAAAUUGCGAUGCUACUGCAAAACCUUUGGACCACCCGGCAGAAUUAUAUGACUUCCACAUAUAUAAAGAUUCUACAACUAUGUUCAAAAACUAUACCAAGUUUGAUAAGAUACCUCGUUCCGGUCCUAAGGCUUUUGUUAGUGAAUAUGCUGUUCAAGAGGGUGAUGCCGCAAAAAAUAACGGAACCCUCUUAGCUGCAUUGGGUGAAGCUGGAUUCCUUAUGGGAUUGGAGAAGAACAGUGAUGUGGUUGAAUUGGUGAGCUAUGCACCAUUGUUUGUUAAUACACAUGAUAGGAGGUGGAUGCCCGAUGCUAUUGUAUUUGACUCGCAUCAGAGUUAUGCAACUCCAAGCUAUUAUUUGCAAAAGCUUUUCAUAGAGUCAAGCGGAGCAACAUAUUUGAACUCUACACUUGAAGCUCCUCCUUCAAUCCUUGCGUCUGCAAUUAUGUUCACAAAUUCAACCAACAAGAAGAGUUACAUAAGAGUGAAGGUUGUUAACUUCAAUGAGAAUCCUGCAACUCUUAAGAUCACUCUCAAUGGAUUGGGCACAAAUGUGAAACUAUCAGGAGCAACGAAGACAGUGAUCACAUCUGCUAAUGCACUGGAUGAGAAUUCCUUUAAAGAGCCUACAAAGGUUGUUCCAGUACAGAGUCCACUGGAUAAUGCUGGAAAGGACACAACUGUCACGCUCCCUCCACAUUCAGUCUCAGCUUUUGAUUUCCCAAAGUGAUUGACCACUUUUGAUGAUUCCCUUAUAUUUUUGUUUUAGUUUA
Messenger RNA from Prosopis cineraria, 2806 nucleotides. RefSeq names its product alpha-L-arabinofuranosidase 1-like. Bases 652 to 2763 code for a protein of 703 amino acids. Lineage: Eukaryota; Viridiplantae; Streptophyta; Magnoliopsida; Fabales; Fabaceae. Gene Ontology annotation, biological process: L-arabinose metabolic process. The record is from RefSeq and is a predicted model, not a curated record. The transcript has 13 exons. Gene Ontology annotation, molecular function: alpha-L-arabinofuranosidase activity.